This is a messenger RNA of Canariomyces notabilis, 5142 nucleotides long. RefSeq lists its product as uncharacterized. The transcript has 4 exons. Gene Ontology annotation, molecular function: chromatin binding; ubiquitin-protein transferase activity. Bases 1 to 5142 code for a protein of 1713 amino acids. Gene Ontology annotation, cellular component: Lid2 complex. Gene Ontology annotation, biological process: histone catabolic process. The record is from RefSeq and is a predicted model, not a curated record. NCBI's taxonomy places the organism in Eukaryota, Fungi, Ascomycota, Sordariomycetes, Sordariales, Chaetomiaceae.
AUGGCUCAGAAAUCUCAAAGCGUGAGCCAGUCCGAGGACCAGGCAAAUUCGGGCAGUCGCACGCUAUCCGCCAAGGACGGCGCAGGAGCAACAAGCUCGACUAAGCAGUCUGCCAACUCUACUACUAGUAACGCGGGCUCCAUAUCAUCCUCCAUCCUGCCACGAAUGUCUGACCCGACGCCAAUUUCCACAUCCAACUCGGAGUCCCCGCAACCCAUGGAGAAGCCUUCUGCGGCCGGUUCGCAGCCGUCGCCUUAUGGCACGCGCUCACGGAACCGCACAGGCGCCACGCGACCAAAUUAUGCCGAGGACAAAGAUAUCGACAUGGACAUAUUUGACACUUAUCCUCACCGAAAAGACGACGAGUCUAAAAAGUCCAACACCAGGCAGCAACAGGGAGCAUCAACAACAACAUCAUCUUCUUCGUCAUCGUCAGCGGCCAAUGCAACCCAGUCUGCCCCACGCUCUGGGAAUGGUUCCUCAAGAAAGCCACUUCCGGAUGAGAGCAGGCAAAACGCUGCAAGCAACGGUAGCAAGGACUCUCAUCAAAAUCAGAACCAGUCGUCGACUGCAUCGCCAUCGGUUGCUGGUGGCGCUGCUGCGGCAAAUGGACCUUCCAAGAGCAAGAAACGCAAGGCGGCUGACAGCGCCCCGACGGUCAGCGGCAGCCAAACACCUGUGCCAUCAAACGGCACCCCGUCCACGUCGGCGCUACAAAACCGCCUUGGAUCCAGCGCGCAGAGCAGCGGAAAUGCCACACCAGGCGGGUCGGGUUAUUCCGAGACGAAUUUGCUCACCUUUGAGAAAUGCAAGGCGCGACCGAAGGAUGGCAAAAUGGUGGCCGACGACGGCACUGUUCUCGCGGUAAACGAUCACGUCUACCUAGUAUGCGAGCCUCCGGGCGAGCCAUACUACCUGGGUCGCAUCAUGGAAUUCUUGCAUGUCAAGAAUGACCCGACGCUGCCAAUCGAUGCACUGCGCAUCAAUUGGUACUACCGGCCCAAGGACAUCGGGCGCAAGGUGCAAGACACGCGUCUUGUUUUUGCCACGAUGCACUCAGACAUUAGCCCUCUGACGUCGCUGCGCGGCAAGUGCCAGAUCAAGCACAAGGCCGAGAUUGAGGACAUGGCGAGCUACAAGCGCAUGCCCGACUGCUUCUGGUAUGAGAAGCUGUAUGAUCGGUACAUCCAAAAGAACUACGAGGUGAUUCCGACAAGCCAGGUCAUCAACGUGCCUGAGCAUGUCAAGAAGGUGCUGGACGAGCGUUGGAAGUUUGUCCUAACCGAGCAGGGCCGGGGCAAGGAGCUGACCAGUGCGGUCAAGACGUGCAAGCGAUGCACCGGUUACUGCGCGAACAACGAUUCGGUCGAUUGUGCCGUGUGCCAGAACACGUACCACAUGAACUGUGUCAAGCCCCCCCUGCUCAAAAAGCCAAGCCGUGGCUUUGCCUGGUCGUGCGCCGCAUGCAGCCGCGCACAGGAGCGCAAGCUCGAGGCGCGCAACACGCCCAACAUUUCGGAUCCGCAUGUCGAUGCCGAGGACGACGAGGGCCUGGAUGAUGAGGACGAAGAGAUGGGCGGUGUGGACGGCGUCGACACGGGACGCACCAGUCGCACCAGCCCGGUCGAGGAGGAUGCCCAUCCGCCCCCGACUGCCGAGCAGAUCUACCACGCCAGUCUCUGGCCCUACAGGUAUUUGGGAAUGCACUGCAAAGCCGAGGAUGCGCUCGAUCUCGAUGAUCGUAUCUUCCCUCGCGCUAGCACCCGGCUAGGUCCCCGUCACCAGGCCAUUGUGGUCCCCUGGUUUGGGCGGCCCGUUCAAUACGUCAAGCCCCUGGAGUUCAAAAAGACGGGUAAGAGCAACAAACUCACUAAAGAGCAGCAAGCCGCCCUUGAGGCCGAGCGCAUCGAGCGGGAGAAACGUCCGAAGUGGAUUCAGGACGAGCCUCCCGGAUAUGUCGAGCGGGGAGGUGACGAUACUGCCACCCUUCUCUACAAGCCCCCCGAAGAUUGCGGUGUGCGCAUGUCCAGUGAGGCGCUCGACGAUUACAUGGAUGUCGCCAGGUCGAUGGCGAUUUCGCUCGGACUGCCGCGUUACUCGACUAAUCUGCAGGAUGUUGCCAGGGACCUUCUUUUCCGCAAUGAUUUUGACCCAGAGAAGGCCCUUAAGGAACUCUCCGAGGUCCCCAAGUCGGUUUUCAAUGAGCCUGAAUUGACGCCGGCCGAGCAGAAAAAGUUCGAGGAGGGUGUGGCCAAGUACGGCUCAGAGCUGCACAGCGUCAUGAAACACGUUAAGACUCUAAGCCCAGCAACCGUCACCCGCUGGUACUACACGUGGAAGAAAACGGAGCGUGGGAAACAGAUCUGGGGAAAUUUCUCGGGCCGGAAGGGCAAAAAGGACGCCAAAAAGGCCGAAGCUGCUGCUAACAAGCUGGCUGACGAUGUUGCCGACGACCACGACGAUUCGGCAUUUGACGCAGAGAAAGCAAAGGAACGGAAGAAGGGAUUCAUUUGCAAGUUCUGUGGUGUCAAAAAGUCACGCCAAUGGCGACGGGCUCCCGCUGCGGCGGUGACGCCCGUUACCGAAAACGGCAGCCGCAAUAAUAACAAGGACAAAAAGGACCAGUACAUUCAGGCGCUCUGCCGGCGAUGCGCAGAGCUGUGGCGACGCUAUGCCAUCCAGUGGGAGGACAUUGAUGAGGUAGCCAAGAAGGUUGCGCAGACAGGCGGCCGGGGAUGGAGGCGCAAGGUUGAUGAGGAGCUUUACAAGGAGCUUCUUGCGGCUGACGAGAUGAUGAACAACACCCGGUUCCCGUCACCCGAACCGGCCGCAGCGGCAAGUCCAGCAGCUUCGACUUCGCUCAGCACACAGGUAGCGUCACAGGAGCCGCCGCGCAAGAAGCUCAAGGGCUGGGCCGACAAGGAUAUCGAGAAGACGCCUUCAGAAUCAGGCAGCGUCUCUGCCGGCCCGGUUUCCAAGAAGAAAGAGAAAGCGGCCGAGAAGCAGCAACCGCCGCCUCCUCCUCAUGUUCCCGAGAUUCCGAAACCCCGGACGCUACCAUGCGCGAUAUGCAGAGAAAUGGAGCCGCUUGGGGAUCAGCACCUCUCUUGUAGGGAAUGCCGUCUCACCGUACACCGGAACUGUUAUGGGGUUGUCGACAACCGCGCUCCGGGCAAGUGGACUUGCGACAUGUGCCUGAAUGAUAAAAAUCCGCAGCUCUCGAUUCAUUACAAGUGCGUGCUCUGCCCGGUUGAGUAUACCGAGCACGAGUUUGUUGAGCCGCCCAAGAUAUCGUCUUCUCACAAGAAGAAGACCGAAAAGGAGCGCGAACGUGAGCGACUCGAGCGCGAGAAUGCCCAGAAAGCUGCCGAGUACUACCGCAAAAAGCAGGAAGAGAUGAACCGGCCAGUUAACCCCCGCGAACCCCUGAAGCGCACCGCAGAUAACAACUGGAUACACGUCACCUGUGCGGUCUGGACUCCUGAAGUCAAGUUUGGGAACGCCAAGACGCUGGCGCCCAGCGAAGGCGUUCCAUUGAUUCCGCGUUCCAACUAUGGGAAAGUGUGCAAGGCUUGCAAGAGGGACGAAGGCGCCUGCGUAUCCUGCCAUCAGUGCCACACGCCUAUCCAUGUCGAGUGCGCACACCAGGCUGGCUAUGUCUUGGGUUUUGACGUCACGCCCGUCAAGGGAUCUCGACGUGAUCAGUUUCGCAUUGUCACCAUCAACGGGGAGACAGGGGUCAUGUCAGCCGCCAUUUGGUGCAAGGAGCACGUACCGACCAAGACCAUUGUCCAUCGCAUGCAUGACGUUGUGGCCGAGAACGGAAUGAAUGCUCUGCAGCUCUACGUACAAAAUUACAAGCAGGCCGAUCUGGCCUUGACUGGGUGCGCGAGGAAGGCGAACCAGAUUACCGUGGCGUCCAAGAUGACAACGUCGCCGUCAACUCCCGCUUCGCAGAACCGACGGACAUCUUUGGUUGCGUUGCUCAAUGGUGACCAUGGAGAUACGGCGCUGAAUGCUCUUCAACCCGGCGGCAAAAUUUGCCUUACGUGUGGCGUCGACGUUAGCCCUAAAUGGCAUCCCAUAGACCAGGCGCAGGAACGCGAGCUUACAAAUGGCUACUUCGGCAAUCUCGGAUCCGAGGCGCAGAAAUUUGUCGAGCAGCGAAGUUUUCAAUGCCACAAGUGCAAGAAGGAUGGCCGGAAGCCGAACGCGCACCCGCAGCCGCCGAAGGAGCCUACACCUCCUCCCGAGCCUGUGCGGCAGGCAACGCAAGCAGCGGCAGUAGCUGUCCUGCCUCCCGUUGGGCCAGCAGAACCGAGACACGCGAGCAGGGGCCCGUAUGGGUGGUCGCCUCCGCUACAUGCGAUUUCUGGCCCGCCUACCCCGGUGCAACCUUUGCCUCUUCAAGCUCCCUCGCUCGGCCCCAUGCCUCCUGCGAUCGUCCCUCCCGUGGUGCAAGCGCCGCCCGUAGCGCCACCUCCGCUGCCCCCGACCAUCGCGCCACGGGCUCCGCCAGUCCAGCCUCCGUCGUUCGCACCAUCGCCUCGACAGUUUGACUGGCACCGGCCCUCAACGGGCCAUGGCCCACCCCCGCUACACCCGGUCCGUGAUGUCAACGGCGGGCCGUCGCCCCCUCCUACCGCUAUUCCACCGCUAGCUAACCACCUACGACCACCGCCCAUCGUCACCAUGAACCACUCUUCUCCACCCGCCCCCCAAAGCGGCGGACACCUAACACAGGCAUCGUUCGUGAACGGCGUGCCGCAGUCGCCGCGGCGUCUCAGCGGUCCCACGGCUCCAAACGGUGCUCCGUACCUAUCUCACCAUGUCCAGGGCCCGCCGCCCCCGACCGAGCUCCGGCCGCAUCACAGCCACAACCACAUGGCCAUUAGCUCUAUCUCACCGGUAGUGCCUGGCCCUGGGCCCGAGCCACAGGCGCCGCAGCCGCUGAACUACCUCCGACAGUGGGCCCAGCCUGGCCCGCAGCACCUCAAUCACACCAGCCCCCCGCCCCCGCCACUGCGGGAAAGUGCCUCACUGACGAGAGAACCGAGUCUACCUCCGCCGAGACUGGGAGAUAACAACCGGCCCGUCAGCGGGGCAAGUGCGAGCCCGUCAUUGAGAAACUUGCUUUCUUAG